AAUAGAGAGAGCGAGAGCGAGAGAGAGAGAGAGAGAGAGAGCACUCUUCUACCUGUCGUGUGCGCGACACAACUCGCAGCAAUGCGCGCGGACCGGCGCCGAUUCUUCUCUCCGUUUUGCAGAGCGAUCAGAUAGAGAGAGAUAAAGAGAAACAGACAGACAGAGAGAGAGAGAGUCUGGAGAAGCGAGCAUGGACUACCUUCAUCAUCUCCUCCUCUUCGUCCUCUUCCUCACCGUCACCUGUGAAGUUUCCUCACCUGCGCGCGUGCUGUGGCUCGGGAGCGUUCUGCAGACUCUGCAGCUGUGCUUGUCCAUGUCAUCAGUCUCGGCUUCAUCCAGCGGUGGCCUCAAUCACGAUUACAUGUUCAUCACCCCGGUGGAGGUCGACUCUCAGGGAAGUUACGUCACUCACAACUUGUCGAGGUCGAGGCACCGGAGCCGGAGGUCGAUAGAAGACGGUGGAGAUCGUGUGCACUACCAGCUCUCUGCUUUUGGGAAGGAGUUACACUUAGAGCUGCGGCCCGCUGGCGUGAUCGCCGAGGAGUUUACGGUACAGACGCUGAGCGAGGGCGGAGUCAGGGUCACGCACAUCGACCCCGACGUACGGAACUGUCUCUAUCAGGGCAGCGUGAGGAACCACACAGGUUCUACUGCAGCUGUUUCCACCUGCACGGGACUGUCAGGUCUGAUCCGGAUGUCGAGUGAGGAGUUCUUCAUCACCCCUCUACCCAAUCAUUUGGCAUUGGAGCACAACUACAGCGCCCCUGCCGGACACCAUCCACACGUCAUUUACAAACGCUCAGCAGAACGGCGCGUCCACGGGGACAGAACACAUAGAUCAGACCAACAUCACCACCAUCACCAUCGCCAUCGUCAUGACUACCAGCACGGGAGGUUUCAGAGGCAACACUUCUGUGGGCGCCGCAAGCAAUACACUCCUAAGCCCCCUGCAGAGGAUCACUUCGUAAUGCCUGACGAGUUUGAGUCUGCGGGUCGUGUAAAACGAUCACUGAUCUCAUCUAAUAAAGUCGGAGCUCUGAAUGUGGAAACUCUGGUGGUGGCUGACAGGAAGAUGGUGGAGACACACGGACAGGAAAACGUCACCACCUACAUCCUCACCAUCAUGAACAUGGUCUCCAGCCUGUUUAAAGACGGCACCAUCGGGACAGAUAUCAACAUUGUGGUGGUCAGCCUUCUCCUGCUCGAGCAAGAGCCACUGGGUCUCUCCAUCUCUCACCACGCGGAUCAGACCCUGAACAGUUUCUGUCAGUGGCAGUCGGGGCUGAUGGGUAAAAAUGGCAAGAGACACGAUCAUGCCGUUCUCCUCACAGGCCUCGAUAUCUGCUCUUGGAAGAAUGAACCAUGUGACACGCUGGGUUUCGCCCCAAUCAGUGGGAUGUGCAGUAAAUAUCGUAGCUGCACCAUAAACGAAGACACCGGGCUGGGCCUCGCCUUCACCAUCGCACAUGAGUCAGGGCACAAUUUCGGGAUGAUCCACGACGGAGAGGGAAACCCCUGCAGGAAGGCGGAGGGGAACAUCAUGUCUCCGACUCUGGCGGGGAAUAACGGCGUGUUCUCCUGGUCGUCCUGCAGUCGCCAGUACCUCAACCGCUUCCUUGGCACUGCUCAGGCCUCGUGUUUGGUGGACGAACCGAAGCUGAUUGGUCAGUAUAAAUACCCCGAGCAGCUCCCGGGGCAGAUCUACGACGCCGACACGCAGUGCAAGUGGCAGUUCGGCUCCAAGGCCAAGACCUGCAGACUCGACUUCAUCAAGGACAUCUGUAAGUCGUUAUGGUGCCAUCGGGUAGGGCAUCGAUGUGAGACCAAGUUCAUGCCUGCUGCUGAGGGGACGGCAUGCGGACCGGAUAUGUGGUGUCGUAAGGGGCAGUGUGUGAAGUUCGGGGAUCACGGGCCGAAGGCGGUUCACGGUCAGUGGUCAGAUUGGUCCGAUUGGUCGGAUUGUUCCAGAAGCUGUGGGGGCGGAGUUAUGUAUCGGGAACGCUCUUGCAACAGCCCCAGGCCGCAGCACAGCGGGAAGUUCUGCCAGGGUUCGAGUCGACUGUACCAGCUGUGUAGCACCGCGCCGUGUCAGCGAGACGCCGUGGAUUUCAGAACGCAGCAGUGCGCCGAGUACAACAGCAAACCCUUCCGAGGCUGGUUCUAUAAAUGGAAACCUUACACCAAAGUGGACGAUGAAGAUAUCUGUAAGCUCUACUGCAUCGCAGAGGACUUUGAGUUCUUCUUCGCCAUGUCGAGCAAGGUGAAGGACGGCACGUCGUGCUCCGAUCUCACGCCGGACGUGUGUAUCGACGGGAUCUGUGAGUCGGUGGGAUGCGAUCAGGUUUUGGACUCCGGCGCUGCGCUGGACGUCUGCGGCGUGUGUAAAGGAGACAAUUCCACCUGCAAACUCUACAGCGGCCGGUACAACUUACAGCACCGAGCCAACGAAUACUACCCGGUGGUGACGGUUCCUGCUGGAGCGCGGAGUAUCCGUGUCCAGGAGGUGGAGAUCUCCAGCAGUUACCUGGCGGUUCGAGGCCAGAAAGGUGGCUCUUAUUUCCUGACUUCUGAUUGGACGGUGGACUGGCCGGGAAAAUUCAACUUCGCCGGGACCACGUUCUUGUAUCGGCGCUCGAGUGAUCAGCCCGAGAGCCUGUACGCCCCGGGACCGACCAAUCAAACGCUCAUCUUUGAAAUCCUAGUUCAGGGUAAAAACCCGGGAGUGCUGUGGGAAUACACACUUCCUCUGCAGGAGAAAAAACACAACUACACGUGGAGAGUGAUCCGAUCAGACUGCUCCGCCUCAUGUGCAGGAGGGCGUGUGUCGGUGAAGGCUGUGUGUGUGCAGGAUGAACAGGUUCAGGUGAACUCCUCACUGUGUGACUCUCACAGCAGACCUGCGCUGGCGUCUCAGCUCUGUAACAUACAACCGUGUCCGGCCAGCUGGUCGCUAGGUAAAUGGAGUGCAUGCAGUGUGUCGUGUGGAGGAGGCCAGCAAAGUCGCACCGUCCGCUGUCUCAGGAAGGUGAUGUACCAAAGGGAGGAGUUAACUCCGCCCUCGAUGUGCCCUUCACCUGCCCUGGCUCUCACACAGCCCUGCAACACACACUCCUGCCCUCCGGAGUGGGGUACAGGCACCUGGUCACAGUGCUCGAAGACAUGUGGACGUGGUGUGAAGACACGGAGUGUGUUCUGCCACACUGUUAACCACGUCUCUGGUGCUUCGGUUCUCCGAGACGGCUUGUGCGAGCUCCAGCUGAAGCCCAAAGCUCAGGAGAGCUGCGUGAUGAGCCGCUGCCCUAAAAACGAGCGGCUGCAGUGGAUCACCACCGCCUGGGGAGAGUGCUCCGUUUCCUGCGGAGGAGGUGCGAGGACUCGAGAGCUGCGCUGUGCAGAGAGAGGCUCUAAUGGAGGUUUUACAGAAUUCCCCAUCAGGAGGUGUAGAAAUCUCCAGAAACCCCACACCGACCUCCAGCAGGCCUGUAAUAAAGCACAAUGUCCUGACCUACAGCGCCACAUCAAUCCCCCGGGCCUGGGGAGAGCGAGCGGUGCCAUGGCGCUCAGCUGGUACUCAUCACCAUGGCAACAGUGUACAGUGUCAUGUGGGGGUGGUGUGCAGACGCGCAGUGUUCAGUGUCUCCGACACGGCCGACCCUCAUCAGGGUGUUUAACACACCACAGGCCCAUCAGCUCCAGAGCCUGUAACACACACUUCUGCGCUCCACCAGGACUGGUGCCAGGAUUUGCUCUUAAAGGAGAGCAGUCGUGUGUCGAUUACUUCACCUGGUGUCGCCUGGUUCUCCAACACGGCGUGUGUAACCACAGGUUCUACAGCGAGCAGUGCUGCAGGUCAUGCUCAAUCAAGAAGCUAUAGAACACAAGGACUUUCCCAUGAGCACCCUCUCUGACUCAAACCACACUACGGAUACCCAAAGGGCCCAAGCUGGAUUUGGCGGAGGAAAAUAAAACGUUUAAAAAGAAAUGGACAAAAGAAAGCUAGAGGCAUGGAGGCCCGGUUCUUCCUGAAGUACUUGACGGGCAAAACACACGGGAGAAAAAAAGUCCACUGUGUGUUUGUGCUGAAACUGUGGAGGAGUUUUACAGGGACCGAGAAUGGGUUUAUAACUGGACUCUCAGUGAGGGACGUUGUUCCUGUAAAUGAACAUUCCUGUAUUAUUAUUAUUAUUAUUAUUAUUAUUAUUAUAAUAAUGUUUUUUUAAUUGUGAUCAUCAGAGUCGAAGAAAAUGUUGCGUUCGGUUAUAUUGUAUAAUUGUAUAAACUACUCACUUCCUGAGAUGUUUAUUUGUACCCAAGGCUGCACCGAGCUGAUACUGACUACAUUUCACAUUUCUGUUGGAUCUGGUCCGUGCUUUUUAAAUUUUUUUUAUUUUAAAGCACUAUUUAAUUGUGCUUCUAUGAAAAAUAUUAAAUUUUACUAAAAGAUAGGAAAAAUAGAGGGCGGAGCUUAGAUUCAAUCAUAAACUAGCAUUCCCUGCUGAAAAAAAAAAAAAAAAAAAAACGACAAACAGAAACUCAGAGUUUGUAAUGGUGUUAAUGGGAAGUGUAUUGGUUUUACUGGAAACUGUAAUGCCCCCUAUGGGUCUCUACUGGUAAUUUGUUGUAUUUCUUCUAUUGGUGGCAAGUUAUGUCUAGUGGAAACCAUUAUGGACCAAUAAUAGUAAUGGUUAGUUGAUGGUUUGCGAUCGUAUCUGUAGUGGAAACCAUUAGAAUUUUUGUGAUGGUUUCUAUUGCUUUGUUGGGUUUUUUUUUUUCCAGCAGGGUUUCUUUUCAUUCCUUCAUGUACUCUCUGAUGUACUGCCUCGCAUAUAAUACUGGUUUAAUCUACUGCACAACAUUAUAGUUUAGCUACAUUAGCUAACCUACUUAAAAUUCUCACAUUAGUAACGAUUUUAACAUUGAAUAACAUUUGAAUAACAUUUGAAUAACAUUUCUUAAAUGUUAUUCAGGGGAACAGUUUCUUUCACUUUAAGGUCAUCUACUUUGCUAAGGAAGGUCCAGACACAGCUGGGCAGAAUUGAAUAAAUAAGCUAAUAAAGCAGAUGUACUAGCAGUUAUUAGUACUAGUAAGCUAGCUAGCUUCCUGUAAGCUAUUUAACUCCAUAACGAAAACCAGUAGAUAUUUAUAUUAGAGAUUUUCUAGCAAUCAAGUUAACGUUAGAAGUGUUAUAUUGUGUGAUUAUACUAGCAUGCUAGCUAACAUGAGGUAAACUAUUUUACUGAAACAAGUUCAGAAGAAAGCCAGGAAACGUUAAGUAAGGUAUUGUGGUGAUGUGACCACACACACACACACACACACACACACACACACACACACACUUUCUACAUUAUUCAAGUGGAAAAAGGUCAGUAUCUGCUCUGUAUCAGGCUACAGCCGAAUCUCGACGCUCUGACUAGCGAGCGUAAAGCCAUCGUGAGUCUAACCCUGCGUUCCCACGAGCUACGUGACAAGUCCAUUGUGCCAUAGCUACUGCUAUUGUUGUCACUCGUGGGCGUGGCCUGUCCAGCUUUUUAUUUAGUCCCUAUGUGAAACAGUAGUAGCUCAAUAUGGCUUCUAAAGCUAACUUGUUCACAUUGAACAGCACACUAAAUCAGCGUGAAAAUCGUUACUCCUCAGAACAGAUUAGCAAAGCAAGGCUAACCCUACUAGCUACAAUACUACUUCCUUCCAUGCUUAAUUUUUACUCCGUAACGUUUCUGUACAUGUUUAACGUGACGUGGUAUACGACAACGCGAGAUGAAGUUUUUCGUCCAUUUCUGCUCAUUGAACAGUAAACGCGGGGAACUGAUUACAGGUAGGAACUAAAGUUGUGAGCGGGGAACUGAAGAAACGUCGGACCACACGCGCCGUAGGGUUGGUCUGAGCGAUUAUUCGAAGCAAAUAUCGCUGCGUUGAAUUGAAUCUCAGUUCAGAAACCUAGAAAAACGAGAAACCGUGGCUUUGUCGCGCGCUGGAGUGAACGCAGGGUUACGGCUUCACGAGCAGUUCAGUUCGAAAUGUUAUCGUUUAAGGAUUCCUGAUGGUCGCUGUUUUAAAUUAUUUGAGAUAUUGUGUGACUGUGCACAUCCACCUAACUCUUCCACCAAGACGUAAAUGUUCGUAGUGUAACCCCAUCAGCCAUGUUGGAAUGGCAGCAAUUACAGGAUCCACGGUUUAAACUCGAUCCAGCCGGUUCAUUUGUGUUCUGGUGCUGUUUUCCGUCAGGACGUACUGUAUUAUAUUAUAUAUAUAAAUAUGUAUAUAUUCAAAUUCACGUAUCGAUCAGUGGUGCAAUCUCGACUGCUUCAUCAUAAAGUUCA
Messenger RNA from Ictalurus punctatus (channel catfish), 6318 nucleotides. RefSeq names its product ADAM metallopeptidase with thrombospondin type 1 motif, 18 (gene adamts18). Gene Ontology annotation, biological process: proteolysis; extracellular matrix organization. The record is from RefSeq and is a predicted model, not a curated record. The transcript has 23 exons. Gene Ontology annotation, molecular function: metalloendopeptidase activity. Gene Ontology annotation, cellular component: extracellular matrix. The coding region runs from base 191 to 3874 and encodes 1227 amino acids. Lineage: Eukaryota; Metazoa; Chordata; Actinopteri; Siluriformes; Ictaluridae.